AGUAGGUGGUUACUUCGAAUGAAAUGGCCAAAUUUCCCUUGCAGUACUUGUUUCUGAUAUUGUUUGCAAGGCUAGAAGGCCGUGAUGAAUGCAAGGUUUCCUGGUGCAAGAAGCAUGGUCCGGCCAUCCGUUUCCCCUUCCGGCUUAAAGACGACAACCAGCCGGGACACUGUGGCUAUCCGGGGUUUGAGCUAAUGUGCAAUGAGAGAAAUCAAACGGUGCUCCAGUUACCAAAUUCGGUAAAUUUGCUGGCCAAGAAGAUUGAUUACAAGUCUCAAUCGAUUCACCUGUUUGACGGGGAAGGCUGCCUUCAAGGACAGCUUGUAAACCUCAAUUUAUCUACUGCCUCUACUUUUCAGUUUUAUCCACAUUUACUGGUCAAGAAGAUUGAUCCUUCUAGGUUCAUGGCUUCCUACGCUUUGUACAAUUGUUCUUCACCAGAUGAACAUUUACAUUACUUCAUCCCUUGCCUUAGUACUGUUCCGGGAUAUCAAAUUUAUGCUGUCAAUGAUUACUCACUUCUGCUUACAAGUCACUACCUGACUUCCUGCACAAAGAUUCGUAACUACACUUCAUUUAUUAGUCCUGGCAAUAUAUAUUUCGAGAGCGAUUAUCUUAUAUUGUAUUGGUGGAAACCAAAUUGCUCCAAAUGCGAAUCAGAAGGCAAAUUAUGUGGUUUAACGAAUCAUUCCACGGGACAUGAAAUUGAAUGUUUCAACAUGCCUAAAACAGCAAAAGCUAUUGUGAAUUCGGUUGUCAUAAUUUUUGCUGUGGUAGUCCUCACGCUCUAUCGUGCUUAUAGAUCAAACAAAAUGUUGAAAGAAGAUGAAGUAAAGAUUGAAAAAAUUUUGGAGGACUACAGAGCACUCAAGCCCUCAAGAUACUCUUAUGCUGAUAUCAAAAAGAUCACAAAUCAAUUCAAGGAAAAACUGGGAGAAGGGGGUUAUGGGACAGUGUUCAAAGGAAAACUUUCCAAUGAGAUUUUUGUAGCUGUUAAGGUCCUGAACAAUUCAAUAGGAAAUGGAGAAGAGUUCAUCAAUGAAGUAGGAACAAUGGGCAGGAUCCACCAUUUGAAUGUGGUUCAUUUGGUUGGCUUCUGUGCUGAUGGAUCUAGACAAGCUCUUGUUUACGAGUUUUUGCCAAAUGAUUCUCUAGAAAAGUUCAUCUUUUCAGAAGGUCACAAGAACCAUUUCCUCAGUUGGGAGAAGCUGCAAGAUAUUGCUCUGCGCAUAGCGAAAGGAAUUGAAUAUCUUCAUCAAGGGUGUGAUCAAAGAAUCCUUCAUUUUGAUAUUAAACCUCAUAAUAUAUUGUUGGACCACAAUUUCAAUCCAAAGGUCUCUGAUUUUGGCCUCGCAAAGUUGUGUUCUAAGGAACAAAGUGUUGUCUCUAUGACUGCUGCAAGAGGGACCAUGGGUUAUGUUGCCCCUGAAGCCUUUUCUAGGAAUUUAGGGUAUGUGUCGUAUAAAUCAGAUGUAUAUAGCUUUGGAAUGUUGUUGCUUGAAAUGGUUGGUGGGAGGAAAAAUAUUGAUGUUAAAGUGGAGAACACUAGCCAAACGUACUUCCCAGAAUGGAUUUAUAAUCGUUUAUAUCACGGAGAAGAACUUGGUAUGAUCAGCAUUGAGAUUGAGGAACAUGCAAAAAUAGCACAAAAACUAGCUAUUGUUGGGCUAUGGUGCAUUCAGUGGUACCCUGUGGAUCGGCCUUCCAUGAAAGCUGUGAUUCAAAUGCUGGAAAAAGAAGGAAACAACCUAACCAUCCCACCAAAUCCUUUUGCUUCUGCAAGUCAAGCCUGCAACAGCUCUCAAUAGAGAGUUAGCAGUAAUUUUAGAAUGAAAUUAAGAGCACAAUUGUUGAUGUUUCUUACUAGUACUGUCUAAAUAUUUAUGCUCAAUACGCAAUGUUAUUUACUCAUCAAUAAGUACCGUAAUCUUAUCACAAUCUAGGUGAUCUUGAAUAAGUGCUAUUUCUUUUUUUCUUUUCUUUUUUCUCCUUUUUCUAUCUUGUAUAAGUUUACAUGGCUUGAAAUAUUUAAUGUAAUGUUAUUAGAAGAAACAUCUUAAUUAUGGUGUUGAAUUCGAAUUAAAACUCUAUUGGUGUGCAAGGACCCUAAAAUGAUA
Molecule: messenger RNA, 2117 nt
Organism: Cornus florida
Lineage: Eukaryota; Viridiplantae; Streptophyta; Magnoliopsida; Cornales; Cornaceae
Product: rust resistance kinase Lr10-like
Exons: 2
Coding region: 24-1808 (594 amino acids)
Biological process (GO): protein phosphorylation
Molecular function (GO): protein kinase activity; ATP binding; polysaccharide binding
Source: RefSeq, a predicted model, not a curated record